AUACCGUACGCAUACAUUUUCAAAACAUAGCCGAGAAUAAUACAUUGUAAAUUGUAGAGAAAUAACGAAUAGCUUUUAGAUGAAUAAGUAAAAAAGCAUCUGCAAAAUCGUGAAAACCCAAUAUCUUCUACAUAAUAAAUGGUUUGCAACCUUUCAUCAGUUUUAGCAAAUCUCCCAUUAAUUCGGAACUUACGUUGACAGUUUAUGGGGUGAGACGCCCUCUAUUUUGUUGCACUACUGAAGUAGCUAGCUGACGAGCGGUAAGUUAUCAUGUACUAAGACAUACAGAAUUGAUGAUCGGAAUCACACACGGAGGUGAGAUUGCUUCUUAUAGACGAACGUGUUGUUAUGCUGAAUGCCACAUAUGCAAAGGCAACACGUAUCGUGGUGUUAAUUCGAAACAUCAGCUACCACGUCAGCUAGUUUGAUAGCUUCCUGUUUCGCUAACAAUCUCAAUGACGGUCAGCGUUUAAAGAAACGGGCCAAUUUCGAAAUGGCGUCUAUUUUUUAUUCCCGAGAAAGCUCGUCGUAUUUGGAUUUGACUUACUGUACGAUAAAAUGUUUAAUUAUAUAUAGAUAUAUAAUGUGGAGUUGUCAUUUAUUCGACGAUGAGCUCAACAGUUUUUAUAAACGGGAGUCCCGUUAAAGAAGGGCACUCGGGUUCGCUUAAUCUAAGAACUAGUGGUGCACGUCCUGUUUAUUAACGUAUUUACUAUACACAGAGACGCUACAGCAACUGACUCUUCUUGACGUCGUUGCUAACAGCCAUGUCGUAUAUACUUGUUUUGUGGCCACUUACAAAUACAGAUUAAUCUUAUGAGACCUUAUGGCAAUGUUUUAUUAUUGCCUUUUAAGUGGGAAGUUACUUUUAUAUAUGUUGCAAUGUAGAACAAGUGCCUCAACCUGUACUAAAAGCUCAGGUGACACGGCUGUUGUAUUUGACAGUAAUACCGUAAAAAGUCUAAUUAAAGGUAUGAUGGGCAGAGCUUCUUUAAUUUAGACGUGUAUAAGAUGCACAGUUACCGAGUUAUUUGUGUUGGAGAAAGUAUUUUGCUAAUGGAAAAGGCUGGGAUGACAAGGUGUUACAGAUCAAAGUCAGGCUUAACAACACUUUUCAAAGCAGUGGUGUAAUAUGAAACGGCCCCUCGCUGCAUAACACUUGUAUUACAACUGUAUGAUAUCUUUUUGUUUUUAUUUGCAAUUCAAAAGAAACAAGGAUUCAUGUCCACCCAGUAGAAUCUAAAACUAGUGAUGUCAGAGUCUAAGCCCCCUUCUCCAACCACUGGUGACACAUAUAAGGGAUGGCUUUUUAAAUGGACAAACUACAUUAAGGGUUACCAGAGACGCUGGUUUGUUUUGAGCAAUGGUCUCUUGUCAUACUACAGGUCACACGCAGAAAUGGGCCACACAUGCAGAGGAACCAUUAACUUGGCCACAGCCAAUAUUGUUGUGGAGGAUUCAUGCAAUUUUGUCAUCUCCAAUGGUGGAGCACAAACCUACCACCUUAAGGCCAGCUCAGAAAUAGAACGCCAGCGAUGGAUCACAGCAUUGGAGCUGGCCAAAGCCAAGGCUGUCAGUAUGCAGGCUGAAUCCGAUGACUCGGGUGAUGAGUAUCUUACACUGCCCCCUACUUCAGGCCAGAGUGGAGGUAGUCGUAAUUCAGAAGUCCAGUCCACACUGCGAGUAUUUAGCAGCAAAGUCAAAGACCUCAGCACCUGCAAUGAUCUCAUUGUCAAGCACGGAUCUGCCCUCCAAAGGUCGUUGUCAGAGCUGGAGGGAAUUCAUGUUGGGGGAGACAUGGGAGACAAAGUCAGACAAGUCACAGAGAGGGCCACAUUGUUCCGAAUCACCUCUAAUGCCAUGAUCAAUGCAUGUCGAGACUUCCUGUCUUUGGCUCAAAAUCACAGUAAACGUUGGCAAAAAGCACUACAGACAGAAAGAGACCAGAGGAUACGACUGGAGGAGACUCUGGAACAGCUGGCCAAACAGCACAACCACUUGGAACAAGCUUUCAGAGGAAAUUCAUCAAGUAAUCCUGCUGUAGGUAACAAAGGAAAAGGUGAUGCAAGUGACGAGGAAGAUGACAAUGAGUUCUUUGAUGCUAUGGAAGACCCAGCAGAGUUUAUAACUGUCCCUGCUGACCCCAAGUAUCACAGGAGAUCUGGCAGCAACGUCAGUGGACUCAGCAGUGAGACUGGGACGGAUGAUCAGUCUGCAAAUCUCGACGAACUGUCUUUGGCGUCCAGUCCAGAGUCUUCUCAGUCUCUGGAGCUAAGUAGACAAAGGCGAACCCGUAUUCCUGACAAACCUAACUAUUACCUCAACUUGUGGAGUAUUAUGAAGAACUGUAUUGGAAAGGAGCUCUCGAAAAUACCAAUGCCUGUUAAUUUCAAUGAACCACUCUCCAUGCUGCAACGACUGUCUGAAGACCUUGAGUACUAUGAGCUGCUGGAUAAAGCUGCCAAGUGUCAGAGUUCUCUGGAGCAGAUGUGUUAUGUUGCUGCUUUUACAAUCUCCUCUUAUUCAACUACUGUCAACCGCACAGGAAAACCCUUCAAUCCUCUGCUGGGAGAAACAUUUGAGCUUGAUCGAUUAAAAGAGUCUGGGUACCGCUCCCUCUGUGAGCAGGUGAGUCACCAUCCACCUGCUGCAGCUCACCAUGCUGUGUCUCAGAAGGGUUGGACCCUCAGACAGGAAAUCACACUGUCUAGCAAGUUCAGGGGAAAAUAUAUUUCUAUUAUGCCCUUAGGUUCUAUCCAGUGUAUAUUUGACAAGAGCAACCAUCACUACUCUUGGAAAAAGGUCACUACAACAGUGCACAACAUUAUUGUGGGGAAAUUAUGGAUCGAUCAGUCAGGAGACAUAGAUAUUGUGAACCACAGUACAGGAGAUCGCUGUCACCUGAAGUUUGCUCCAUAUAGUUAUUUCUCAAGAGAUGUACCAAGGAAGGUAACAGGAGUUGUGACUGAUCAGGCUGGAAAAGCCCAUUAUGUGUUGUCAGGAACAUGGGAUGAGAAGAUGGAGUUUUCCAGGAUAAUGCAGAGCAGCAGAGGAGAGGACGGUGCAGAAGGCAAACAGAGGACUGUGUAUCAGACCCUAAAAGCCAAAGAACUCUGGAGGAAGAACCUUUUACCAGACGGAGCAGAAACCAUGUACUUCUUCUCUUCGUUGGCUCUGACUCUUAAUGAACCUGAAGACAGCGUGGCACCAACAGACAGCAGAAGACGUCCUGAUCAGCGACUAAUGGAGGACGGCCGCUGGGAUGAGGCUAACACCGAAAAACAGAGGCUGGAAGAAAAACAGCGCAUAGUCCGUCGGGAAAGAGAGAGGGAAGCUGUCAAAGCAGCCGACUCACCCGAUGAUACUGAUGCACAGGACUCUGGCACAGGGGCAGUCCAGUCUUCUGACAACUGCCCUCAUCAAGACAACUACAGAGCACUUUGGUUUGAGAAGAUGGAUGACCCCGUCUCUGGAGAGACCCUGCACGUCUACAAAGGCGGUUACUGGGAGGCGAAGGACCAGGGCACCUGGGACAUGUGCCCAAAUAUUUUCUGAUCACAGACAAAAUUUGAAUUUGUUUAUGCUUGCAUUCUUAAGAAAUUACAACCCUUACAUUGACUCGAGUAAGGAGGCCAACCUUCACAAAGCAAUAUUUACUUAAUCCAUAUCAAGAAUUUUUGCUAAGUAUGUAAAACUAAAUUUGCCUUUGACAAUGUAUCAGUGAAGCACUGUAACAAAAUGUUGGUAUAAGUCAAGGAAAUCUUUCUUUUUUUAAUUAUGAAGUUUAUUAUUUUAUUGUGUUUUUUGUUUAGUAUGCUGUCAUUUUAACACAUUGAAUACUACCGUAUAUUAACUGAAAUUGUGGUUCUAGGGAGAUGUCUUACUGUAAAUAUUUUAAACAAAUGUAACUAAUUUCUAUGUUUGUUUGAGAAAUGCCAUUGAAACCCUGUUGUCAGUUUUCAUUCUACUUCUAUAGCACAUUGGUUUGGAAUUUUUUCAAAACGUUUCACUCUGAUGCAAUGAAACCAUCAUUAGUAUUCUUAUGGUUAUAAAAGGUGGGUUCUUGUAAAAUGUGUCUACAUUUAUUUUUAAAUAUGGGCAUUAAUUAAGAGAAUUAGAAUGAGGAAUGUAAAUAUUUCUCAGGCUAACACUGAGCCAUGUUCGAAAUUCUGCUCAAUCAAUUUUAGUCAAAGAAGGAUUUACUUCUUUAGUUUUCUUUUAAAGUGCAAAAUUGUUCCUUUAACGUCUCUCUUUUUGUAAUGGAUAUGAUUAUAAAAACUAAACAAAGCAAGAAGAGCACCUAGGUGUUUACAUGGACCAAAUGACACACAGUGAAAUGUUUUAUAAAAUCUGAUUUUUAUUUCUCCAGUUUUGUUCUUUACUAUUAUUUGUUUAUGUCAAUUAAAGUGAAUGGUUUAAUUGUAUUUCACAUUCAAGCAGUCUUAAAAGGAGAUUCAACAAAAAACCUUUGAAUUCAAAUUUCUAUGUCAUCAGUACUUAGGUGUAAAUAUAGGAAAUAUUGAAUUUAUAAUAUGAACUUUUUUUUGUUGCCACACUUCAUCUUCAUCAUCUCAAAUACAUCUCCUUAGAUAUGAUGUCCUCCCAGUCUUUGUCAUCCUGAUUAAUCCAAUAAUAAUUAUUCCUAUUUAUUUAUUUAUUCUACCACUACUCUACUCUUAU
Molecule: messenger RNA, 4680 nt
Organism: Cynoglossus semilaevis (tongue sole)
Lineage: Eukaryota; Metazoa; Chordata; Actinopteri; Pleuronectiformes; Cynoglossidae
Product: oxysterol-binding protein 1-like
Exons: 17
Coding region: 1252-3555 (767 amino acids)
Cellular component (GO): cytosol; plasma membrane; perinuclear endoplasmic reticulum
Molecular function (GO): sterol binding
Source: RefSeq, a predicted model, not a curated record